Ceratina calcarata is the source of this 1074-nucleotide messenger RNA. RefSeq lists its product as uncharacterized. The coding region runs from base 352 to 936 and encodes 194 amino acids. Gene Ontology annotation, biological process: protein import into mitochondrial matrix; protein folding; protein stabilization. NCBI's taxonomy places the organism in Eukaryota, Metazoa, Arthropoda, Insecta, Hymenoptera, Apidae. The transcript has a single exon. Gene Ontology annotation, cellular component: mitochondrion. Gene Ontology annotation, molecular function: protein-folding chaperone binding; zinc ion binding. The record is from RefSeq and is a predicted model, not a curated record.
AGUGCAAGACGAAUAGCAUGAAUAGGUCACGAGCUGGUCAUGAGUUUACCUCCCUUCCUCAAGUAAAAGUAAAACGGAGAUCAAUGGAAUAGUACACUAAAAUCACUCGUUUUGCAUCUCUCUUGGACUGACUUCUGUCUUACAACUCGUAUAGUCGAGUUAGGUUAGAAACACAAAUAGUCAAGAUGGCGCUAAGCAGCAAGCAAGAUCGAGCAAGAUUUUGAUAUAAACACGUGAAUUCGUAAAAUGUGAGUUGUCGUAGAUCGUUGACAAGACUCGAAAAUCCUUGAUAUUUUCAUUAGUUCCGAAUAACAGCAUAUAAUAUUAAUUGGAAGAAAAGAGUAAAGUAUAAUGUUCUCUUUACGACAAAUACUUCGAUGUGGAGCACGAUUGACUCUUGCGCGAGAACCUAUAAACUUACAUCAGAUCCUAAUGUUCCGAAAAGAAAGAUCGGACUUCGAGAAGCUGUGCGUUCGAAGUCUCCUUCACACGAAGACGGAUCCCUGCGAAACGCCGAAGGAGAAUAAAAAUGAAGAUGCUGAGAAGAAAGUGCUGGGUAAAAUGGAACAGAAGAUGAAAAUAAUGUUCACCUGCAAAAAGUGCAAUUAUCGGAACGGAAAAAUUAUAUCAAAACUAGCUUACGAGAAGGGAGUAGUUAUCAUUCGUUGCGACGGAUGCAACAAUAAUCAUUUGAUAGCCGACAAUCUCGGCUGGUUCCACGAAUUGGGAAACAAGCCUAACAUCGAGAAACUAUUGGCGAAAAAGGGAGAAACCAUCCGGAAGGUGCGCAAUGAUGUCGAGGGAUACAUCGAAAUCGUCGCGAAAGCGGAAUAUGAUUUGAUACAACAUAAUAAAAAUGUAUUUAAACCUGUAGUCCAGGAGAAAGUCGAGACACAUGUUCAAUAUGAAAAAGUCGGGUCUAAAGAAGAAACGUAAGGAGUAUUGAAGAACUAAGGUGUACAUAUAAACGACUGUUUAGGCAAGUGUAAAUAUUUCUAAAUUUAUUGUAAACUAUCUGUGCCAUGUAAAUCUAACAUUAAAAAUAAUAUCCAGAGCUUGGCCGAUGUCAAAAGA